CCUUAACAUUUAGAGACCUCACCUUUCACAAAGAGUAGUCUCUCUCAAGAUUUAACAGUUAACACAAGGUUGCCAUUGUUUCGUCCUUUUUGGCUCAGUGCCUUUCUUGUGUUCUAAUUUCCUUGAGGGGAUCUUUCUUGUUGAUUUGCCCCUGCAUGCCACAGUUGUGCCUUCCUUGAUGAGAGGCUCUUGCUUACCACCAGUGCUAAGCAUUGUGUGCACUUGACAGCUGUGGCAUUCAGGCAGCCUCAUGCUUUUGCAGUUGCAGGUGCCUAUAAAAAAGGAGAUAUGUGGCCAUGUAGAGAGCAGUACUCACAGAUAGAUAGUGAGAUCUGAACUGUGAAAACCACAAGGUGAUAGGUAUCUAAAUAGUGAUCUGAGCUGAGCUUCCUUGCAUCAAAGGCACUGAUUUUCUCAUCUCCUUUUUGCUUUCAAUCCAUCAUCACUUUGUCGUUGCCUAUUUGAGGGGAGAAAAAGAGGGGAAAAAAAAAGGCUGCAUCUGAUCGGUGACACUUUUCAGAUUAUCUGGCUUUUACUAUCACUGCCAAAAGUCAAGCUAGCGGCUCAGAUCGAUCUCUUUCGGUUCUUCAGAAACUUGGUGUCAAAUGGGAGGCUCAUUGGAGUACUUGGCCGGCCUGUUCAGUUGUGGCGAUCAUCACCAUGGCCACAAGAACAGCAAGAGGAGGCAGCUGCAGACUGUGGAGCUGAAGGUCAGGAUGGACUGUGAUGGGUGCGAGCUCAAGGUCAAGAACGCCCUCUCCACCUUGAAAGGCGUCGAGUCGGUGAAGAUUAACAGGAAGCAGCAGAAGGUGACGGUGAGCGGGUACGUGGAGGCCAGCAAGGUGCUGAGGAAGGCGCAGUCGACGGGGAAGAAGUCCGAGCUGUGGCCGUACGUGCCGUACAGCGCGGCGAGCCAGCCGUACGUCGCCGCCGCCGCCUAUGACAGGCGGGCCCCACCCGGCCACGUCAGGAACGUGGAGGCCUCUUCCGCCGCCUACGUGUCCGGCGGCGGCAGGACGGAGGAGCGGCUCACCAACCUGUUCAACGACGAGGACCCCAACGCAUGCUCCCUCAUGUGAUGAAAAUGCAAAAGAGAUCAGAGUAUCUGAGUAGCUAGAUUGAAGCUUUCAAUUUUAAAUUCAGAGGUUUAAAUUUGUACUAGCUUUAAUUUUGGCUGUCUGAGCGCAGUGACCGAAUGAGUUUGCUUGUUUUCGGUAGUUGAUUCUAGUCUAGAGUAAAUUCCAUAAAACUACAAGUAUUUUAAGGAGAUGACUAGGGAUCGGACGUCCGAUCCCAGUUAAAAUUUCAGACAAUGUUUCAUCACAUAAAAGAAAAUGUUGCACAUGUUUCACCACUCAUUAAAAGAUGUUUCAAUAAACUUGUUUCAGAUGUCCGAUCACAGUCAAAAA
Messenger RNA from Oryza sativa Japonica Group (Japanese rice), 1409 nucleotides. NCBI's taxonomy places the organism in Eukaryota, Viridiplantae, Streptophyta, Magnoliopsida, Poales, Poaceae. The record is from RefSeq and is a predicted model, not a curated record.